AGGACUAAAAUAUGUGUCAGCUCCUUAUGGAGCCACAGAAGUCCUUAACACUACGUGUCAUCAUACAAAUACUCAAAAGCUAACAUGUGUAAGAUGAGCAUGCCAUGUACGUACACCAGGAAGCCUUUCUUAGUUCUCUUAACAUAUCCAGAUCAGUUUCCCUACACAAAAUCAGUUAUAAAAUGCAUCGCUUGUCUUCAUCUACCACACAACUCAAUAUCAAAGCUUACAAAUCUUAGCUUGCGAACAAAAAUUCAAGAAAUAACAUAACAAUAACUUGUUUAGUUAUUGUUUAAUAAGAAAAUGGAUCGAUUGAGAGAUGAAUAUGGAAACCCAGUUCGUCAAACCGACGAAUUUGGGAACCCAGUUCAGCAUACAGGCACCAUGGGUGCCUAUGAAACGGGCGCUCAGGGAAUGCACACUGCAACUGGAACUGGAUACGACACAAGUGUGGGCAUGGGUGGUACACAGCAACUACAUCACCAUCAGAAGCCUCAUUAUCACACUGGUCUUACUGGGACUGAACACCGGACUGGCAUGGGUGGCUACGACACAGGUACUCAUGAAACUGGUCUUACUGGGACUGAACACCGGACUGGCAUGGGUGGCUACGACACAGGUACUCAUGAAACUGGUCUUACUGGGGUGGGAAUUGGGACUGGACACCGGGCUGGUAUGGGUGGGUAUGAUACAGGCCGUGUUGGUAUGGGUCAGAGAGGUCAUGACAGUGGUGUUACUGGCAGUACAGGAAUUGGAACUGGACAUCGAAGUGGUAUGGGUGGGUAUGACACAGGUGUGGCCGGUAUGGGUGGUACCCAGCAAUUACAGCAUGAGAAGCAUCAUGACACUGGUCUUACUGGUACACUUCAUCGCUCUGGGAGCUCUAGUUCUAGCUCUUCGGAGGAUGAUGGGCAAGGUGGAAGAAGGAAGAAAAAGGGACUAAAACAGAAGAUAAAGGAAAUAUUACCUGGAGGAGGAGGAGGGAACAAGAACCAGCAGGAAUAUGGGUCUACCACAACUCCUGGGUAUGAUGCACAUGGCCGCCACCAGGGCUAUUAUGAACACCAGGAGAAGAAAGGAAUUAUGGACAAGAUUAAGGAUAAGCUACCCGGAACUCAUCGCUCAUGAAAAUAUAAUAUAUAAUUGCUUGCAUUUCUGUUUUGGUUUUGUCAUUUUCAUUUUUGUAGUAUAGAAGAAGUUGUUGUGCAAGUAGA
Molecule: messenger RNA, 1214 nt
Organism: Amaranthus tricolor (Joseph's coat)
Lineage: Eukaryota; Viridiplantae; Streptophyta; Magnoliopsida; Caryophyllales; Amaranthaceae
Product: desiccation-related protein clone PCC6-19-like
Exons: 2
Coding region: 304-1128 (274 amino acids)
Biological process (GO): response to water
Source: RefSeq, a predicted model, not a curated record